UCCGUCGUCGGAGAUGGCUCCUCUCAUCUUCAUCUCUCUUUCUUUUCCAUCUCCACACUAAACCCUCUAAUUUCGCUUAGUUGAUUCGUACUCUCCCCCUUGCAUAAGCUAUGCACGAAGAUCAACUACUUCUUGCUGUUUUUCUUCUACUUCUACCUCAGUCUUUUAGUAUUGCCGUAGAAGAUAAUCAGUGUGCCACCUCUUGUGGGGAGGUCGCGAAUAUAAGGCACCCAUUCUGACUGAAAGGCGACCCAAAGAUCUGUGGCGAUCCUCGCUUUGAGCUAGCAUGCAUAAAUAACCUUACCAUUCUCGAUUGGUACUCAGGCAAGUACUAUGUACGGUACAUCGACCAUACCAACUUUACAAUUAGGAUUGCCGAUUCUGGGUUGCAAAUUGGAAAUUGCUCAUCUCCUCACCGCUCUUUGUCGUGCACGUCCAACUACGAAUGGGAGCCGUAUACAUGCUGGAUAAGCACGUACAGGGAUUUCAAGCUUCCUAAAACAGUGGCAAUCGUGGACUGCAUGAAGGCCAUCGAUUCUCAGCUUUACAUCGACGCUUCGCCAUGCUUUGAUGGGGACAAAUUUUCGAAUUUCUCUGGUACAAGAAGGCAAGUAUAUGCCAUGCUCAAUGCGAAUAUCUCGUCUGUAGAAACUGCAUGCACUAUAAAGCUUAUGGCAAUGAUACCAUGGUGGGUUAAUCUCAAUGAUCUUCGUUCCUAUGCACAAAUUCAUGAACAAAUGUCUUAUGGAUUUGAGCUUUCAUGGCUUCAAGAAGCCUGUAAGAUGCAAUUCAAAGGUUGUGGUUUUUGCGGCAUCAACGCAAAAAACCAAAUUUAUUGCAGUGAAGGAAAUUAUUUCCUCCUCUUUAUUGGCGCGCUUACCGAAGUGCUCAUGCUCUAUGGCAUCGUGCCAUUCAUAGUUAUGAAGUUAAUCUUGGGAGCCCCAUGCGUGGUGAUUUUGCUAUUAUGCAAAUGGAGGAGAAGACACUUAGCAAUGGAUCAAAACGUUGAAGAAUUUUUGCAAUCUAACAACAAUUUCUUGCCAAUAAGGUACUCUUAUUCGGAUAUCAAGAAAAUCACUGGUGGCCUUAAGGACAAAUUAGGUGAGGGAGGGUAUGGUUCAGUGUUCAAAGGAAGACUUAAAAGUGGUCGUGAUGUUGCAGUGAAGAUCCUAAAGAAGGGGAAAGCGAACGGGCAAGACUUCAUCAAUGAAGUGGCUACGAUCGGCAUAAUUCAUCAUGUUAAUGUGGUUGGACUCAUUGGUUUUUGCUUCAAAGGCUCCAAACAAGCUCUUGUCUAUGAUUUCAUGCACAAUGGGUCUUUAGAUCAACACAUUUUUUCACAAGGAGAGGGCACUUCUCUUGAUUGCAAGGAAAUGUACAAGAUUGCUCUCGGAGUGGCUAGAGGGAUCGAGUAUCUUCACCGAGGAUGCGACAUGCAAAUUCUGCACUUCGAUAUUAAGCCUCACAACAUUCUUCUUGAGGAUUUGACUCCAAAAGUUUCCGACUUUGGACUAGCAAGAUUGUAUUCCUCGAACCACAACACCGUGUCUUUAACUGCCGCAAGAGGAACCUUGGGAUACAUGGCUCCAGAGCUAGUCUACAAGAACCUUGGGGGCAUCUCUCACAAAGCCGAUGUCUAUAGUUUCGGCAAAUUGUUGAUGGAAAUGGCCAGUAGGAGGAAAAAUGUGGACGUAACUGUAGAGUAUUCCAGUCAAAUGUACUUUCCUUUAUGGGUUCAUGACCAAUUUAGUGACGGAUCGAAUGUUCCAAUAGAAGAAGUUGGCAAGGAGGAUAAGACAAUAGUGAAGAAGAUAAUAAUAGUUGCUCUUUGGUGCAUACAAUUGAAUCCUAGUGGUCGCCCUUCAAUGCAUAAAGUCUUGGAAAUGCUUGAAGGAGAAGUAGAUGAUCUACAAAUACCUCCAAAGCCGCUCUUUUAUCCAACAGAAAUGUCUACGAGGGAUGAUGAAACUUGGACUGACGAAGGCAAUGAUACUAUAUCCACUUCAGCAACUAAUGCAACAACUUAUGAACCUUCUCAUAUUGAGCAUACUAUUACUAAUAUUAGACAAGCAUAGACAAAUAUCAAUAGCACUUAAUCCAGUCACACAUGUGGCAAAUAGAAACGGAUUGUAUCGAUGAUGUAGGUCUCCUUUCAUGGCCAUCAGUAGGUUGUAUAUGUUUAUAACUAUGUUUGUGAAUCUUAA
Molecule: messenger RNA, 2204 nt
Organism: Eucalyptus grandis
Lineage: Eukaryota; Viridiplantae; Streptophyta; Magnoliopsida; Myrtales; Myrtaceae
Product: rust resistance kinase Lr10
Biological process (GO): protein phosphorylation
Molecular function (GO): protein kinase activity; ATP binding
Source: RefSeq, a predicted model, not a curated record